Beauveria bassiana ARSEF 2860 is the source of this 1236-nucleotide messenger RNA. RefSeq names its product Cys/Met metabolism PLP-dependent enzyme. Gene Ontology annotation, molecular function: cystathionine gamma-lyase activity; pyridoxal phosphate binding. Gene Ontology annotation, cellular component: cytoplasm. The transcript has a single exon. The coding region runs from base 1 to 1236 and encodes 411 amino acids. Gene Ontology annotation, biological process: transsulfuration. The record is from RefSeq and is a predicted model, not a curated record. NCBI's taxonomy places the organism in Eukaryota, Fungi, Ascomycota, Sordariomycetes, Hypocreales, Cordycipitaceae.
AUGUCUCCCGCCACCACCACAGAGCAGCUGUCUGUCCAGACGCCCCCCCGGCCUCCGACGCCUGAGCACCGCUUCGGCACCCUGGCCGUUCACGCCGGCUCCCCUCACGACCCCUCCACCGGCGCCGUCAUCGAGCCUAUCUCGUUGUCUACCACCUUUGCCCAGACGGCAGUUGGCAAACCAGUCGGCGUUUUUGAGUACUCGCGCUCCGCCAACCCCAACCGCACCAAUUUUGAGACGGCUGUCGCCGCUCUUGAGCAUGCCCGCUACGCUCUCGCCUACUCCUCCGGCUCCGCGGCCACCGCCAACAUCCUCCAGAGCCUCGCCGCCGGCUCGCACGUCAUUUCCGUCUCCGACGUCUACGGCGGCACCCACCGCUACUUCACCCAAGUCGCCAAGGCCCACGGCGUCAAGGUCACCUUUACCCCCGAGAUCGAGGUCGACAUUGCCGAGCACAUUACUGAAAAUACCCGCCUCAUCUGGAUUGAAAGCCCCAGCAACCCGACCCUGCGCCUCGUCGACAUCCGUCAGGUCGUCGACGUCGCCCACCGCCAUGGCAUCCUCGUAGUCGUCGACAACACCUUCCUAUCUCCAUACGUUCAGAACCCUCUCGACCUUGGCGCCGACAUUGUCGUGCACUCGGUCACCAAGUACAUCAACGGCCACAGCGACGUCGUCAUGGGCGUCGCCGCUUUCAACUCGGAUGACCUUUACAAGCGCCUGAGCUUCCUCCAAAAUGCCAUCGGCGCCGUCCCUUCAGCCUUUGACGCGUGGCUCGCCCACCGCGGCCUCAAGACGCUGCACUUGCGCGCCCGUGAGGCCACCCGCAACGCUACCGCCGUCGCCACCGCUCUCGAGGCCUCGCCGCACGUCGUCGCCGUCAACUAUCCCGGCCUUGACUCGCACCCGCACCGCGCCAUUGCCAAGAAGCAGCACCGCGACGGCAUGGGCGGCGGCAUGCUCUCUUUCCGCAUUAAGGGCGGUCACGACGCCGCUGAGCGCUUCUGCUCCCUCACCAAUAUCUUCACCCUGGCUGAGUCCCUUGGUGGCGUCGAGUCGCUCGUCGAGCUCCCCAGCAGCAUGACUCACUCCGGCAUCCCCAAGGAGCAGCGUGAGGCCGUCGGUGUCUUUGACGAUCUCGUCCGCAUCAGCUGCGGCGUUGAGGACGCCGAGGACCUCAAGCGUGAUGUCCUCCAGGCCCUUGAGGCUGCUGUGUCUGGCGCUAAGAAGCCUUGA